Panicum virgatum (switchgrass) is the source of this 2736-nucleotide messenger RNA. Its product is annotated as O-fucosyltransferase 15-like. Lineage: Eukaryota; Viridiplantae; Streptophyta; Magnoliopsida; Poales; Poaceae. Bases 205 to 1977 code for a protein of 590 amino acids. The transcript has 10 exons. The record is from RefSeq and is a predicted model, not a curated record.
CUCCUCUUCCCCCUCGUCUCCGAUCCGCCUUCUCCCAAAAAUAAAAAAUAAAAAUAAAAAAGUUAACCUGGCAAUCACACUCGCGGGUUAAACUAAUCCCGCGGCGAUCGCGGGAUCCGACGAGCCGCCACUACGCUUCGCCUGCUCUGCUCGAUUCCCACCGAACCCCGCCCGGCUCGUCGAGAUCCAAAUCCAGCGCCGGAAAUGCCCGAGGCGGCGCCCCCGCCGCUGCCGCUGCUGGCGGCCGCGAGCUCCCCGGCGGCGGGCCCGCUGCAGCGGGCGAGGCGGCGGCAGCUGCAGCAGCACCGGAGGGGGUGGCGGCGCCCGCGCGGGCUGCUGGCCUGGGGCGCCCUCGUGGCCUUCUUCUUCGUCAUGAACUGGUGGAUGUUCUCCCGCCUCCAGGACCCCGAAGCGCGCCCGCACUUCCGGCUGCGCCGCCACCCGCCCCGCGCGGACGCCGCCGCCCGCAACAGCUCGUCGCUCUCGACUCUGGAAGAGGUGGCUGGCACUGCUAAGGGGAAGGGGCCACACAGGGUUAUGCUUACCCGGCUGCUUGCUUUGGCAGCCCAUGCUUUGGCAGAGGCAGAGACCAGGCCUGAACCUAAGGAUUUGUGGGAAGAGCCGAUAAAUGCUACUAUGUGGCGACCAUGUUCUGACCAAAGGGAUUGGGAAGCAUCAGAGGGAACCAAUGGUUACAUCAUGAUCAGCGCGAAUGGUGGCAUAAACCAGCAAAGGGUUGCGAUUUGCAAUGCUGUUACAAUCUCCCGGCUGCUCAAUGCAACUCUUGUCAUCCCAAAAUUCUUGUACAGUAAUGUUUGGCUGGACAAAAGUCAGUUUGGCGAUAUAUAUCAGGAGGAUUAUUUUAUCAAUUAUUUGAAAUCUGAUAUUCGGAUUGUAAAGGAUCUUCCAGUAGAGCUGCAAUCACUAGACUUGGAGGUGAUCGGUAGUCUUGUUAAUGAUACAGAUGUCAUGAAAGAGGCAAAGCCCAGUUUGUAUGUGAAAAAAAUACUGCCAAUUUUACUGAGGAAUAGAGUUGUUCAUUUUAUAGGAUUUGGCAAUCGCUUAUCUUUUGACCCAAUACCUUCUGACCUUCAGAGACUGCGAUGCAGAUGUAACUUCCAUGCUCUUCGCUUUGUGCCCAAAAUUCAAGAAAUGGGUGCACUUCUUGUAGAGAGGUUACAUGGCCAUAAAUCCCAUUUGUCACCUUUGAAGGAUAGUCUUUUAGGUCAGUUUGCUGUCAAGUCUGCCCCCAGUGCAAACAAGAGUGAUGCAUCCAAAUACCUGGCUGUUCAUCUCAGGUUUGAGAUUGAUAUGGUUGCAUACUCGUUGUGUUACUUUGGUGGUGGGAAAGAUGAGGAAGAUCAAUUAGAAGCUUAUCGCCAAAUUCAUUUUCCUGUUCUGACAGAACUGAAGAAGACGACUAAGUUGCCCCCUGCUGCUUUCCUACGGUCUGAAGGCAAAUGUCCCCUUGCACCCGAAGAGGCUGUGCUUAUGCUAGCUGCUAUUGGUUUCAAGCGCAGCACAAAUAUUUACAUUGCAGGUGCUGAAAUUUAUGGAGGGAGGCAUAGGAUGGCUGCCAUAAGUCGUCUUUAUCCUGCUUUAUUAACUAAAGAAACCCUUCUUUCUCCAUCUGAGCUUGAACCAUUUAAGAAUUUCUCAUCUCAGUUGGCAGCUCUGGACUUCAUUGCAUGUGCAGCUGCUGAUGCAUUUGCUAUGACUGACCCAGGAAGUCAGUUUUCUUCACUUGUUCAAGGCUACCGCAUGUACUAUGGUGGUGGGAACCUUCCCACAAUAAGACCAAAUAAACGGCGGCUAGCUAGCAUAUUUGUGAAGAAUGGCACGAUCGAGUGGCAAGAAUUUCAAACAAGAGUAAGAAAACUAAUACAGCAAACUAAGCAAGUUCAUGAGAGGCCUGUUGCAAGAAGCAUAUUUAGACAUCCACGAUGUCCAGAGUGCAUGUGCAGAACAGAGCAUUGAGACUUUGAUACUUUCUUGUGCCUAUACCCAAUACUUUUUUCAGAGAAAGACUAUGCCAAUGAGAUCACCAAAGCUAGUUCUUUUGUGCUUCGGCUGACACCUAGGCAUAUCUGCUACUGAACUGCUAUUGGAAUCACAUUGAAACAAGAAAGUACAUUUAUUGAACUCUUACAAUUACAGUAGAGAAGCAGUAUAGCCGACCAGCUUCAUCCAUUCUCUUACUGACGCAAUCUGUGAUCUACUACUACUGAACAUUAUGUUGGAUUUGGAAUUUUGGAUUAUUUGUCAGAGUGUCCUGUGUGAUGGAAGUGGAUCAGGGACUCAAUUUUGCAUCUGCAUCAGUGCUGCCAUAUUUCUCAUGGGGCAGGGGCAUAGUUGAACUAUUGUGUGAAUGGAGAUGUACCAUCUCAUCUGACCAAAGGAAUACUAUGUUGAGCAAGCCAAGCAACAGAUUUCUGGCUUAGCAGUGCCUUAAUUGUACUCGGAUUAUCAUUCGACAGGUCAGCUUGCUAGAAUUUUGUGAACACAAUAUGCUAUGUCCAUUGUGAUUAGUUAUCAUUUGAUGGGUCAGGUGCCAUCUCCAGUUUUGGAUUCCCUUUUUUACCAUUCUUUUGUUCAUCGAGUGGCGUUGUACCAUAAGAGGCGUAUAUAGCAAUGUUGUAAGAUUAUGUCAAAUUGCAAAAGAUCUCAUUACCAGUAAGAGGAAUGCUCCUUUUUGUGCAAACUCAAUCUGUGCUAAUCCAAGGGCAAUCAUGUAUA